AUGUGUCAUUAUUUUCUUAAGGAUCAAGUUAAUUCGAGCAUAGAUGAAUCUUAUUUAGACGAAAUAGAAAAGGAAGAUGAUGAAGAUGUAGAAGUUGUGAAGUCCUCAAUGAAAUCUAAGAAAAAGUGUGGAAGAAGGGGAAAAUGGAGCUCUGAUAAUUUGAAUGAUUUUAUUGACAUAAUUGUCAAUAAUAAUGAUUAUGUUGAGAAACUGAUCUUCAGAAACACAAAGUUUCAGCACAAUGGCAUUAUAUAUGAGAAGAUCCUUAAAGAAUUGAAAAAAGGUCUUCUGACAGGGGAGAGACUAUAGAAUUCGAUGUGAACCAACUAAGAAACAAAUUCAAAAAGUGUGUCGGUGACUGUAAAAAGAUUGCAUUAACAAUAAAGACAGCAACAGGGAUAAAAAAAAUCCAGAGAGAAAAAGGCUAUGGAUCUUGGUUUGAUCAGCUGUUCUCCCUUGUUAAAACGCGCGAUUCCUGCAAGCCUGAAAAAGCCACAGAGCCUUCAGCAAACAAUAAGGAUGAGAAACAAGCUGGUAAUGUCACUGAUGAUGGCAGUGAUGAUGCUACAGCAAAGAAAGAAUAUGUUCCAAUUAGAUCAAAGAAAAAAAAUAAACAGAAAGAACAAGAAAAGACAUUGUCAGAAGUUGUUAAUAUUGUUAAGAACAUGGUUGAUCAAAAUCCUAUGAAAGAUCUUGUCAGUUUGGUUAAAGAGGAAAUGAAGGAAAGUCAAGAGCAUGAAUUAAAGUUGUAUCAGCUCAUGUUUAACAGUUCUGCAAGCAAUUCCCAGGCACAUCCACAUAAUCCAGAAACGUCCCAAUUUUUUCAGCAUAAUUCAUAUUACCACAAUCAUGGCUUCCCUCGCAGCCUCCCAAGUGGCAUGAAUCCUACUCCUGUACCCAGACCAGAACCUUUCAAUAUUCAACAAAAUUUAUUUGCAGAUGAUAACUCUUAUGGAUCUCCUUCAGUGAACAGUUCUGAUGCAUCAAAUUAUCAAAAAAGGCAUCAGUCAUUAUAG
Molecule: messenger RNA, 1016 nt
Organism: Paramuricea clavata
Lineage: Eukaryota; Metazoa; Cnidaria; Anthozoa; Malacalcyonacea; Plexauridae
Source: the annotation of a GenBank genome assembly